Molecule: messenger RNA, 3610 nt
Organism: Rhopilema esculentum
Lineage: Eukaryota; Metazoa; Cnidaria; Scyphozoa; Rhizostomeae; Rhizostomatidae
Product: hephaestin-like protein
Biological process (GO): iron ion transport
Cellular component (GO): plasma membrane
Molecular function (GO): oxidoreductase activity; copper ion binding
Source: RefSeq, a predicted model, not a curated record
AUGGCAUUGAAAGCUGUGUUACUAUUUCAGGCCAUUUUGGUGCUGUUAUUGUGGCCAUGCGAAUGCAAAACAAGGGUCUAUUACAUUGGUGCAGUUGAUUCCCUAUGGGACUACGCUCCGUCAGGCCUCAACAUGAAAACAGGACGGCCUUUGAACCAGGAUCCAAAAGCAUCUGUCUUUACCAUGAAAUCCAAAGAUCGCAUUGGAAAAGUUUACAAGAAAACGGUAUACCGCGAAUUCACGGACAAGACAUUCACAGAGCGGAAGCCACAUAGAAAGGAUCUAGGGAUUCUUGGUCCUGUUAUAAGGGGUGAAGUUGGUGAUGUGCUGUUGAUAGUUUUCAAGAAUAUGGCGCAACUGAAUUUUACGAUGCAUCCACAUGGCCUAAGUUAUCUCAAGUCUUCAGAAGGCUCCGUUUACAAGGACAAUACCAUGAAUGGUAUGGAUAGAGCAGUACCACCUGGUGCCACUUACAUUUAUACCUGGAAAAUAAACCCCGAAAAUGGACCGACUAAAGGAGAUCAACCUUGUAUUGCAUCCGUUUACCAUUCACAUGUAGCUGUGCCACAUGAUAUAAACACUGGACUUAUUGGCCUUCUGCUGGUUUGCAAGAAAGGAAGUUACGACAAACCCCCGGAGAGGGAGAUGUUUCUAAUGCAAAAUGUAUUUGAUGAGAACAAGAGUUGGUACAUAGAUGAAAACCUGAUUCUCAAUAACAUCGACCCAAAAACGAUAGACAAAGAAGAUGAAGAUUUCAUGGAAAGUAAUCUAAUGCAUGCUGUAAAUGGCAGAUUUUUUGGAAAUCUGGAAGAAUUGAAUGUCUGUUAUAAUAAAAAGGUUGUUUGGUAUCUUGGGGUUUUAGGAAAUGAAGUUGACAUGCAUACAGCUGUAUUCAAUGGCAACAUGCUUCAAAUUGACCAUCACCACACCGACUUUGUGUCCCUCUUCCCUGCUCGAACUGCCUCCGGUAUCAUGGUACCGAACCAGCCUGGCCGUUGGUUAUUCUCGUGUAACGUUGCUGACCAUUUAGACGGCGGAAUGUUCGCAUUUUACAACGUAAAGCGUUGCGGAUACAAUGGCAAAAUCAACAAACCAUCAGUUACAGGAAAGGUCAAGGAAUAUUACAUCGCUGUGGAGGAGCAGCCUUGGUCUUAUGCAGAAACCAAUAACAAUAUGUUUGACGGAGGAUCGCUUAACUCAGGGAGCGCUUCUACUUUCUUUGAGAGAGGAACAAAUAGAAUCGGUGGUACCUAUCUGAAAGCACGUUAUGUCCAGUAUGAAGAUUCCACGUUUACGAGAAAAAAGCUAAGAAGCCCAGGCAAGAUACAUUUAGGUUUGCUAGGCCCAGUUAUCAAGGCAGAAGUCGGCGACAUAAUCAGUGUUGUGUUCAGAAAUAAGGCGAGUCGUGCUUACUCGAUCCACCCACGUGGAGUAUGGUACGAUAAGGCGAACGAAGGCUAUGGCUACAAGGACAAAACAACGACAAAAAAGGACGAUGUUGUUUAUCCUGGCGCUCAGUACACAUACCAAUGGUUUGUGGACGAGAGUGUUGGGCCCACUGCUAAGGAUCCUCCCUGUGUUGCAAGACUCUAUACAUCGAAUGUUAAUCCUGUCAAAGACAUGUAUUCAGGUUUGAUGGGACCGUUGGUGAUUUGCAAGAAAGGAUCAAUAGAACCAGAUGGUAUGCCAAAAGGCUACGAUGCUGAGAAAUUUCUUCUAAUGGCGGUGAUGGACGAAAACAAAUCAUGGUACUUAGAUGACAACAUGAAGAAGUAUUGCACCUCGGAUUCUUGUGGUGGGGUCAGCAAAGAGGAUGAAGAUUUUAUGGAAAGCAAUAAGAUGCAUCAGAUUAAUGGAAAAAUGUAUGGGAAUCUACAGGGGCUGAAAUUUUGCAAAAACAGCAAGAUUUUAUGGCAUGUGUUUGUUGUUGGGACUGAGACAGAUAUCCAUGCUGUUUAUUUUCAUGGAAAUGAGUUUGAAAUUGAAGGAAAUCACAAGGACUCGUUGACACUUUUUCCUGGUGCGUCAGCUAGCUUUUCUAUGAUGACUGACAACAUUGGAAAAUGGGCACUGGUUUGCAAAGUAAAUGACCACUACAUGGCUGGCAUGAAAGCGUUCUAUGAUGUUCUUCCAUGUGGGAAGUUUGAAAAUUCACUGCCCAAAGCAGCUGCCAUACGGAAAUAUUACAUAGGUGCUAUGGAAAUCAAGUGGGACUAUGCCGAGAAUGGGCAGAAUCUUAUCAAAGGAGGGAGACUGGAUGAUGAUGAAAAUGCCGCAGUCUUUACAAAGAAAGGUCCAAACAGAAUUGGCAGAGUUUACAAGAAAGCAGUCUACCGUGAAUUCACUGACGCUAACUUCACUCGACUUAAAGAAAGAACGGAAAAGGAUGUGCAUUUAGGCACUUUAGGCCCAAUCAUAAGGGCAGAAGAAGGGGACGAAAUUAUUGUUGUUUUCAAGAACAUGGCUAGUAGAGACUACUCAAUACAAGCUCACGGUGUCUUUUACGAUAAAAACAACGAAGGUUCCGUCUACAUGGACCAAUCUCGCACACAGAAGUCCCGUGCAGUAAAACCUGGAUCACAACACACAUACCGUUGGUUUGUUUCAAAAUCCUCAGCUCCAGGCCCUAACGAUGGCCCUUGUAUCACGUGGUCAUAUUUUUCGGGUGUUGAUAUAAUCAAGGAUACCAAUACGGGCCUAGUUGGGCCACUCAUUACUUGCAAAAAGGGAAUACUGGGCAGAGAUGGCCAAAGGACUGAUGUUGACAAAGAGUUUGCGUUGAUAUUUUCUGUCUUUGAUGAAAACGAGAGCUGGUACUUGAAAGACAACAUCCUUAAGUUCGCAGGAGAUCCACAGUCGAUCGAUACAGGCGAUGAAGAUUUCAAAGAAAGCAAUAAAAUGCAUGUUAUAAAUGGACAUUUGUUUGGAAAUGGGCCAAACAAUGGCAAUUAUUUGACGAUGCAAGUUGGUGAUCGCGUUGCUUGGUACCUCAUUGGCUUUGGAAACGAGGUUGAUAUCCACACAGUGCACUUUCAUGCAAAUGAUUUUAUACAUCGAACAAACACAGAACAUCGCGACAACACUUACAAUGUAUUUCCCGGUGUCUUCGAAACACUCGAAAUGGUCCCAAAGCACAAGGGUACCUGGCUACUACACUGUCAUGUUCACGACCACUUGGAAGGAGGAAUGGAGACAAGAUAUACCGUUCAUGAGAGAAAAUCAGUGUCUUUGUGCCGUGACAAGUUUAGUUUUUGCAAAGAUCUAAAGAGCACUUGCGUUCAUAAAUGGGUGAAACGAAACUGUCGGAGAUCAUGCAUGCAGUGCAAUGAACGUACAGUGCGUGAAAAGCCUGAGCCUGUGCAGUGCAUCGACAGGCUGGAGACAUGCUCUCGAUGGGCUGCCAUUGGUUACUGCAAAACCAAACUCAGUUCAUUCAAGAGAUUUAUGGAACGAGUAUGCCGAAAAGUUGCAACCCUCAUUGCAAGAAACUCCUUCUUGACUGAUCAGACCGAUUUUGUAUUGCUAGUUAGAGUUAAUAGUUAAGAAAGUAAAUCUGUCUAACAAAAGUCAGACCAAUUUAAAAGUAAGUUUGCAUUUACUUAAAGUCUUA